Penicillium brevicompactum is the source of this 1251-nucleotide messenger RNA. Its product is annotated as glycoside hydrolase family 18 protein. Gene Ontology annotation, biological process: carbohydrate metabolic process; chitin catabolic process. Gene Ontology annotation, cellular component: extracellular region. The transcript is spliced from 8 exons. Gene Ontology annotation, molecular function: chitinase activity; chitin binding. Bases 1 to 1251 code for a protein of 416 amino acids. The record is from RefSeq and is a predicted model, not a curated record. NCBI's taxonomy places the organism in Eukaryota, Fungi, Ascomycota, Eurotiomycetes, Eurotiales, Aspergillaceae.
AUGAGACUUUUCGUUCUUUUCUGGAUAGGGCUCACUAACGUCACUGAGAUUGAGUCUCGGGACGUCAGCGACGUCAAUGGCUUCCGCUCUGUGGCUUAUUUUGUAAACUGGGGCAUCUACGGACGCAAUUUCCUGCCUCAGGAUCUACCAGCUGAAAAGCUCACCCAUGUUCUUUACGCUUUUGCCAACAUUCACGCUGAUGGAUCUGUCUUUCUUUCCGACACCUGGGCCGACACUGACAAGCACUACCCAAGCGAUUCUUGGAAUGAUUCUGGAAACAAUGUCUAUGGCUGCAUCAAGCAGCUAUUUUUGCUCAAGAAGAGGAACCGCAAGCUGAAGAUUCUCCUGUCCAUUGGAGGCUGGUCCUACUCCCCCACCUUUGCAUCCGCCUUCGAUACUGAUGCUGGGCGGCAACGAUUUGCCGACACUGCAACUGAGUUGGUGAAGAAUCUUGGCAUAGAUGGAAUUGAUGUUGACUACGAGUACCCCAAAAAUGAUGACCAGGCUGACAAGCUCGUCGAUGCACUUCGCCGGACCCGUGAAGCAUUGGACAACUACAGCGCACGAAAUGCGGGCGGUUACCACUUCUUGCUUACAGUCGCAUCUCCAGCUGGUCCGGAGAACUACCAUCAUCAGCACUUGAAUCAGAUGGAUCGCUACCUCGACUUCUGGAAUUUGAUGGCUUACGACUACUCGGGUAGCUGGGAUACGAUCGCCGGCCACGACGCCAAUAUCUACUCGUCUAACGACAACCCAGCCAGCACGCCAUUCAACACCGACCAAGCAAUCAAUUACUACCUUUCGCAGGGUGUUGCCUCUCACAAGAUUGUGAUGGGAAUGCCCCUGUAUGGCCGAGCAUUCACCAACACCAAUGGCCCUGGAAGUGCAUUCAACGGUGUCGGACAAGGAAGUUGGGAGGCGGGCGUGUGGGACUACAAGGCUCUCCCCCUUACUGGCUGCGGAGUCACUGAGUUGAACCAACCAGUUGCAAGCUACUGCUACAACCAAGGACAACGACUGCUUAUCAGCUACGAUACUCCUUCCAUCGCUCGCCAGAAGGCCCAAUACAUCCAGUCCAAGGGACUUGGUGGUGGCAUGUGGUGGGAGAGCAGCGCUGACAAGAAAGGAGGUGACAGCUUGAUCUCUACGGUUGUGGACCAACUUGGAGGCAAUAACGCUUUGGAGCAGAGCGGGAAUCAGCUGAGCUAUCCUGCUUCCAAGUACGACAACUUGAGGAAUGGCUUCAACUAG